UCGUCAGAGCUUCAUCAAGUGGGACUGUCAGCAGCAUGUAAUGUACAGUAGGGCAGCUGGGCUUUAUUUUGCUUCCCAGGCUGGAAACCACUGUAGUGCAGUUGGACUUGACGUCUAGCAACACAACAUCCCAGACUUAAAACAAGCAAGACGAGGCGACUUAGCACGUUAACGACUGCAUUUACAGCUGUGGAGCCAGUGUGAGAGCGCCUCAGUAUCUCGUGCUGGGCUCAGGACUGCAGCAGCAGGACAAAGGACAUAAGAGGCGAAAGAGAGGACGGGAGGCAAAAAAAAAAAAAAAAAAACAAGGGAACAAUCCAGCAAAAGAGCUCAGAGAAUGGGAGGAGACAGCAUGCUGAUUAGAGCCAUGUUUAAGAGACAAACCUGACUGUGGAGCAGACAAGUGGACAGAUAGACUGAGAGAUAUAUAGAUUCUUAGAUCAAACGCACAAAAGAGGCUGGGACGCUCACCUGCAGCCAGGCAGGUUGAGAAAUUGAGAGACAGCCACGAGUUCAAAGUACUGGCCAUGGCUCUAAGCCUUCUGCUGGGAGGAUAGAGGUCAGAUUAACCACACUCACAGAGUAACGUUUUAAAUUCUUCUAACCUGAUUCUGACUCCAGAUCAGUGUUGGAAACACAAAAAGACCCCUUCAUCUCCAUCUUUUGUUCUCCAUUCCUCUUCCUCUUACAUCACCAUAUUCAAUAAGUCCUGUGUACUCUGCAGGAGCAACGCUGUCAAAAGACAGUUGAGUCAUCACGCACACUAGUUCACCAGUCAACUUUGUGCUUUUUGUGUACAGAGUAACUGUAUGACGGUGGUCUCCCACAGAAUUUCACAGACAGCGGCCUUUUAUUCCCGCACAUGGACUGUUGAUGAAGAAAGAUGGCAGUGAGACUGGCAGGCGCCGCCCCUUCCUCUCGGCCACCCUCCCUCCCCCCAUCGGCCGCGCCUCGGACCGGUUAAGGUUUCUCUAUUGGCAUCCAUCGCAGCAUCGGCAGCAGCUGGCAGAGCGCGGGAAGGAACAGUAUGCAGGAAACUGACUUACCGGCCACAAAUGCCUUUAAAGAGUGCAAGUUCCACUGCACCAAUGGGAAUUGUUUGCGUCUGGGCUCGCUGAUCUGCAACCAGCUGAAUAACUGUGGGGACAACAGUGAUGAGGAGAACUGCCCCGUGGUCACCCAGCACCCUCCACCGGGCAUCUUCAACUCUGAACUGGAGUUUGUUCAGAUCGUCAUCAUCAUCGUGGUGAUGACAGUGAUGGUGGUGGUGAUCAUCUGCCUGCUCAACCACUACAAGCUGUCUACCUGGUCCUUCAUAACAAGGCAGAGCCAGGCCCGCAGGCACGACCAUGCACUGCAGCAGGAUGGCUGUCUGUGGCCUUCAGACGGCGGCUCUCGACAAGGUGCCUCGGAGGUACUAUACGCUCCCCAGGCCAGGGAUCGCUUCACCGCUCCCUCUUUCAUGCAGCGCGACCGCUUCAGCCGCUUCCAGCCCACCUACCCGUACCUGCAGCACCAGAUCGACCUGCCGCCCACCAUCUCGCUGUCGGACGGCGAGGAGCCCCCGCCCUACCAAGGGCCCUGCACCCUGCAGCUCCGCGACCCCGAGCAGCAGAUGGAGCUCAACCGCGAGUCGGUGAGGGCGCCGCCCAACCGGACCAUCUACGACAGUGACUUGAUCGACAUGGGAGGAGGCGGGAGCUUGGGAGGGGUGGGGGUAGGAGGGGGAGGAAUGGGCGGAGGCGGUCCUAGGCCGCCCAGCAGUAACUCGGGCAUCAGUGCGGCCAACUCCAGCAGCCACGGGCGCAUGGAGGGCCCCCCGCCAGCGUACAGCGAGGUGAUGGGCCACUACCCCGGCUCAGCGUUCUUUCUACACCAGCACAGCAAUAACCAGAGGGUGGGGGGGCCGGGGAGCAGGACGAUCCAGCAGCAGAGCCAAUCAGAAAGCACAAUAGUACCUGCCAAGGCCAAGGACGGCCAACCAGAGGACCUGGUGUGAAGAAUUGGGUGUGGGGUGGGGGGCGCAAUUAGGGCCACCCACCCCAGACUGAAAACUAGCUCUUCUCUUCACCCCUGAUCCACCUGUAAGCAGUCUCUCUAUGGUCUCUCUAUCGCUCUCUCUCUGUCUCACAUGUCCUCUCUCCACACUCCCAUGCACAAAUAAAUAUCAACACUAGCUACAACUAAACAAGGAAAGAGAGGAACCAAGAGCUGAUUUCAUUUCACUUUCUUUCCAAUGUUAGUAAUUCAGACAGCUAGCACCGUGGGGCAGGAUGUGUGCACUGCGUGGAGAGUUUUUUUUCCCCUCUACAUGAGAAAGAAACAUACUGCUAGCACAGAUUGAAACGAUUUGCUUUUUUGUCCCCUCGGGUGACGGCUCUGUCCCCGGGAACUGAGGAUGACGUUGUUUUCUUUUUUGUUUCUUUUUCGGACCGGGAUCUGUGCACAAAGCGAGAACUGAGAAUCAAGGACUUACAGAGAACACAACAAAACAGACUCACAAACCCAAAUCUUAGUGCCAAGGUUCAAGAGGAAGCAAAGCAACUGGGGGGGGGGAUGACUCGUUCUAACAUUCAAAACACAAAAAAGAAAAGUUAUCUAAAAGUUGCACUAUCUUUUUGUUGUAAAAGAGAAGAGGGAAAUUAUGCUAUGUGAUGAUGAUAAUGAUGAUGAUGUGUUUGUUUUUCUCUCUUUUUUUUCGUCCUUUUCAUGAAUGGGACUGACUGACUGAUCUUUGGCUCCAAAGUUGUUCAAACCUUUGGGAGCAGAAAAAACAAACAAACAAGUAUUAUAAGCUUAUGUCCUUCCUAUUUUGAAAACCGCAAGAAAUACUCGUACCCAGCCUACAACAUCUCUGUCUGCUUACACCACAGGCACAGUGAGACUUAGUAAGAGAAUAACCUUGUACUGCUCACGUCUGUGUACACUUCAGCCGAGUGGGGAAGAAAUCUGUCUCGUGACCAGCCGCUGGGUAUACCAAACAUUUCUUGCUUCCUCGAGUAGUUUGUUAAAAGAUUUUGGAGAUGGGUUUCCCAAACCAGAGUAGUUCCUAAACUCUUAAAAAGAUGACAGCUGCUUGGCAAGAUCCAACAUGCACCAUAUUAACAUUCUGGGAAAUCUGGCCAGCUGUUUGGAUAUCAAGUUAACAAAGAUACAUAAUAACAAAAAAACAUAUCUAACUGUCCAUCCAGCAGCCUGGUCACAGCAGAUUCUUCACUUUUCAACUCUGACCCGACCUCUGAGCACCUGACACUUCCUCUUUCCUGUUUCCUGCGUCCCCCCCCCCCCCCCCCCCCCCACCACACACACACACACACACACACCCUCUCCUCUCCUCUCCCCCGUUCAUCUCGACAUGCACAGUGCAUUCUGCCAACAGCCACACUGAACACGAAACCCCGCCGCCAUGACAACGAAAACAAAAACAAAAAAAAAGAAGGCUCGGCUCUCCGUCUUCACGUCUCUAAAGCCACAAAAAAAACCCAACAACAACAAAACAAACCCAAGAUGACACAAAGUGAAGAUUCCUGUCUGCAUCCGCCAGCACAGCGAUCAGGUUCUAAACGAAAACUGUCUGUGGUCGAAGUCAAAGGGCUAUGGGAGGGUCCUUUUUGUAAAAGAAAACCUUUUUGAAAAUCGAGCCUUUUUCUCUGCUCAUCGUUGCCUUCUCCUCUGCUCCUGUGCUUUCUCUGUCUCGCUAUCUUGUUUGUGUUCAACGCCAGUGCCCCCUCCACCCCACCCUCCCUGCUUUUUAACAGUGUCUCUGGUUAACACUGUUCCAUCAUCCCUCCUUCCAUCCAUGUGCAGAAAAAGUGUGUUCAAAUGAUGCAGAGUCCGCCAAGCCCUUUAAAGUGGAGACUGGAGUGGAGUCCUUGUUUGGCAGUGUGCGAGUGCAGUCCUCUCCUCCCUGUGUGUGCGUGUCUGUGUGUGUGUGUGUGUUUGUUGGUUAGACCUUUUAACAACACAGAAAAGCACUUAAUGCUCCUGCAGGAACAUUGUGUGUGUGUGUGUGUGUGUGUGUGUGUGUGUGUGUGCACGCGCGCGUCUGAGUGAUUUAUUAGCCGACUGCUUUGUCUGAGUUUAGAGAUUCAAGGACAUAAUACUUAUUUGGCACUGUCCAUAUUAACACAUCAUUAAUUAAGCUUUCAUUAAAGCCAGAGAUGCAUGGUGGUUAUUCUUGUGGUGCAGAAGCGACCUCACUGUAAAGCUCAAAGAAAGCGCAUGCCACAGUCCACCCAUCAGGUUACAGCUGCACGAGUAACGUCAGCAAUCCAGUAGAUUCACACACUGUGUCCCAGUUUCAUACUGUUCAUACUAAAAAAAGUCUAAAAACUCAGUUUGUACACUAAAAAAGCUUGUGAGUGGAGUGAAGAUGGACACUAUUGUCCCUCAAUGCAGUGCACAAAAGAAAAUGGAGCUGCUCACUGCUGCAAAAUAUUAAAACAAAUAGUGGACGGUGGUAAGACAGCUCGAGGAACAUCUGAGAAAAUAAAAUGGAAAGUACUAAAUCUCUGGAAAAGAAUGUUGAGGAGAUUAUGAGGAUAAGGUUGGUGUUCUCCCAUAUUUUUAUUAUUGUCAACAAAUCACAUGAUCAAAAUCCUACAGUGUGUUCCUUUGUCCGUCAGUACUUCCAGACUUCCUUACCAUCUGUGGCUCUCAGGCCAAAGCCCGCUGGUUUAGUCUUUUUGUGGGAUUUGCUGACAAUAAGAAAAAGACAGAAUAUCACCAGACUUACCUUUCAUCUGGCAGUGGCACAGUUUGAUUGACACAGGAUUACUUCCUGUUAGGACAGCACAGAAAAAAGUAAGAAAAAUACAUUGAUUCUUCUUACAGUUUACUGUAACAAUCAUAUAGUAUAUAUUACGAAAUAGGGACACAGCUGCCUUUUAUGCUCUAACUGAAUAAUUAGAUUCAUGAUUUCUACGGACUUAAGUCCUUCUUUGAAAUAUUCUGCUGGCGCAAGUUACAGCCCGACGUUGCCUAAAGCAGCAUUAAUGAGUAUUUAAAAGUAUCAUGUCAUGCUAAUGCAGCAGAGAGGUCCUCUGCUGCGCUACAUUCCAGUUGAAACCUCAAACUGGGAGUCUGGAAAUGUUCCUGUAGGUGAGAAAAAAGUGAACAGUCCCCUGCGUGUGCACUUAGAGCUCACAUCUGACUUUACAUAAUUCAGAUGUCAUGAUGGUGGGGCAAAAAAAGGUUUUGGGUCAGUUUGAACGAACACCUUCAGAUUCCGUUAGCAUCCGUGUGUUUGAAUGUGUGCACGUGUCCCAGUUGUGUGUUUCCGGUCAGUGUGUCCAUCUGGAUCUACAGUUGUGUAUGUGUGCGUGUUACUACAUCGCUGCUGCUAUUGCUGUUGCUGCUGCUACUAUUGUUGCUACUGCUGCUUCUCAUGCCCCACCCCCACCCCACCCCCUUCAGUCGUCUUUCCUUCUGUCCAUCCCGCCCCUUCAACUCAUCCAAAACUAGAAGGAAAGAAAUCUGACCCUGUGCAGUCAAAAGCACAAGUACUGAGACAAAAUAAAUAUGGUCUUGUGUCCUUUUAAGACUCAUAAUUUCACAUUUUCUUUUUGUUACACAGAAAUUGGGAUGAGUGAGUUAUGAGAAGAUUGUCCUAACACUUUUGCCUUUGACUGUACGGACCUGCUUCAAACCUACGUUUCUUUCCUCUUUUUCUUCCUUCUUUCUGUUGUUUUUCUCGCCUUGUUCUGUCUGCGCAGUCAUAGCUUGUAAAUUGAGGAUAUAAAGAUGAAUUUUAUGUUUUCUACAAGGAGGUUCGCAUGUUACUAUUAUGUGAGUAAAUAAGGUGCCUAAUGUUCAUGUUUGAGCAGACCACACCUCAGUCAAACUGCUGCUUGGAAUCCUCACAGGUGCUUUACCUCAGGCUUGGCCUCUUGUCUGGCAGAACGGAACAGAAAUAUGUGAGAAAAGGUUAGCUAGGUUUGCCAAAAAAUUAUCUCUGAUGAUCUCCAGUUUAAAUAGAGACUGAGUCUGAUCCUGCAGUGAAGUAGACAAAAACCACAUUUAAUACAAGGUCUACAAUUACACUAUAAAUUCGGUGACUACAGGACCAGCAGUGUGCCUGUUUCUGUGUGAGCGAAACACAGGCUGCCUCUCCAAACUGCAGCUCAACCUUGACCAUUUUUAGCUCUGUGCUCCGGUUACGAUCAGUGCACAGGUGGUGUUUGCAAGCGGGCUCGCCAGCCUGCUCACUUCCAUUAUGCCAGACAGGAGGGUCACUCACCGGGCGAAGCAACUGAAGCUAUUUCAACCAGAAAUUUGACCAGCGUGUGGAGCAGACAUAGGAACCCACUUGCACUCAAAAAGCUCCCACCUUCGUUGUGCCUCACUUCCAACGGUGCUUUUUUCAGUAGUCUGUCUUUCUUUAUGUUUGUUUGUAAGGUGCUGUAUAUAACUUGAAUAUAUUAUGCACAUAUCCUACCCAAUGGGUAGAAACCACAAAAAAUGUUGUGAAUAAUGUAAUAUAAUGUAUAGACAAUAUAAGAAUUUUAAGAAGGCAUCAUCAAAUUUGUAAAUGCCUACAGUUAAAAACAUGCUUUGUCUUUUUUUUAUGAGAAAACAUGGUUUGCAAAGUAUGCUUAGAAUAUGGUUGCAACUCAAAUACAAAUUACUACUUAUAAUAUUUUGCUAUAAAUAAUAGUCUGUUAUGAUAAGGAUGAGAUAACCUCUGGAUUAAGUUGUUGAGAAAGGAUAUUAUUCACUUGUUUAUUGGAUCAUCUGAAAACAAGCUUUCACAGUGCUUGCCAUCAUUUGGGUACUGGCUGGUGGGUUUAUUUUCACCACAAUCGUCUAACAAAUGUAUAGUUCUAUAACACACAUCUUUUAAGAAAAACAGAGAUCACACACAUCAGUUGGUGUUUAUGCCACGACUUCAGCCGGGCCCCCGGGUGAAUUUCAAACUUCUUUGUAAAUUGUUGAAGAAAAAGCUGAGGCUGUCUAGCGUCACAUGACCACUGCACUCGAGAGCAGUCAGCACUUCCAAAUACGGAAGAAUAUGUGUCUGUACUCAUAGAUCUUAACAAUAUUUUUCUUCUUUUCAGCUGUAAUGUUGUAUAUCUGCCAAAGUAUAAAUCUGUGGAGCACACUCAGCACUGCUGUAGAUCCGGCUGGAUAUUAGGCUCUGGUUAAGGCAUUUCAGCUCCGUUACAGGGGGAUCACAGACUUUUGAUCAUGUUAAUGUUGAACAGAAAAAGUGUAAAACAUUGAAGGAAAAAUGGUCAUUCCCUUUUUGGUCAAGAUUGGAAAGUUGCAACAGUGUGAAGCGAGUGAAAGAUGCCGUUAAAACUGUCAUUUAACUUUUCUCUCUUUAUUAUUGUCUUUUUUAUUUUAUUUUAUUUUCUACAUUACAAUGUUAUAUGUGGCACAGUAUAUUGAAACAAAAGUCAUGUUUAAUCUGCAGUCAUUUAUUUACAGUAUGUACUGAAAAUAACUCCACUGUACAAUAACCGCAGAGCAUGUUCAUUCUUAUCUAUAGACGAUGUACAUAGCAACGCGCCAUUUUCUCUUCAAAGCACCAAAUAAGUGGCAGUUGUGUAGUUUUAAUUUGGAAACGUCUCUAUUGUAACUUCUUCUUAAUAGACCUUUUUUUCGUUUCCUGCACUAGCUUGAAGAACUAACUUGGGCUCAGACUGAUUUCUAUUUGAUUUCUCCCCCUGCAGCGCGCUCCCUCUUUCCACUUAUCAGAAGUCUGUACUCAACUGCUGACAACAAGUAGCUGUUUUUAUCGUUCCAGAUUUUAAUAAUAAUGAUAAUAAUAACAAUGAUAACGUCUCAACAGUUUGGUAUUCUCUCUGUCUUGACAGUUACCAUAGGACUGCUUCCAUCAUGGGUUUUGUAACAUCGGUUUGCUUUAUUUACAAAAUGAAUCCUUCUCGUUCCCUCCUCCCCCCUCUGUGCUGAAAUCUAGAUAUAUAUAUGACUGUAGUCAGUAACCGUACAGUAUAUAUAUAUCCAAACGCAGAGGUAAAAUUGUUGUGUAUUUUUGCCUCUUUUUAUUUAAGCAAUUGUGAUGUAAUAGGUUUUAGGCCUAAGGUCUGUUAUUGCAAUACUUUUACAGAAAAGAAAAAAAAUCAAAAAAUGUUGCUCUAAGUGCUGUUGUAGUCAAAGAUUUUAUGCUUGUACUUAUGCUGUAGUCAAACUGCAGCGUAAUGAAUAAAACUUUAAAAGUGA
Molecule: messenger RNA, 8184 nt
Organism: Micropterus dolomieu (smallmouth bass)
Lineage: Eukaryota; Metazoa; Chordata; Actinopteri; Centrarchiformes; Centrarchidae
Product: low-density lipoprotein receptor class A domain-containing protein 4-like
Exons: 6
Coding region: 1028-1999 (323 amino acids)
Biological process (GO): negative regulation of transforming growth factor beta receptor signaling pathway
Cellular component (GO): Golgi membrane; early endosome membrane
Molecular function (GO): R-SMAD binding
Source: RefSeq, a predicted model, not a curated record